Anopheles nili is the source of this 1715-nucleotide messenger RNA. RefSeq names its product probable cytochrome P450 301a1, mitochondrial (gene Cyp301a1). The record is from RefSeq and is a predicted model, not a curated record. The transcript has 7 exons. Lineage: Eukaryota; Metazoa; Arthropoda; Insecta; Diptera; Culicidae. The coding region runs from base 1 to 1704 and encodes 567 amino acids. Gene Ontology annotation, molecular function: iron ion binding; monooxygenase activity; oxidoreductase activity, acting on paired donors, with incorporation or reduction of molecular oxygen.
AUGAACCACACCCGGCAACGGUUAAUACGUGAGCUGACUGCGGCAAGGACCACGUCCGUACAGCUGCAACAGCAACGCCUUCGGCAGCAGUUCCGUUGCAACAGCACAGACAGACCGAUCCGGUACACACACUCUACCGCCUCCUGUCCGCACAUGGUGGAGGCGCUAGAUGUCGCCGUUGGAACCAACAGCCAGCAAACGCCCGUCAGCAGUGCACGUGGUGCGAUCCGGCUGGAGGAUGCACGACCCUACUCGGAGGUUCCCGGUCCGAAGCCACUGCCGAUAUUGGGCAACACCUGGCGCGUUUUUCCCAUCAUCGGCCAGUACAAAAUAUCGGACGUGGCAAUGAUAUCGUUCCUGCUGCACCGUGAUUACGGCCGGAUCGUGCGUCUCGGUGGACUGAUUGGCCGUCCGGAUCUGCUGUUUGUGUACGACUGUGACGAAAUUGAGAAGGUGUAUCGUAAUGAGGGCCCAACACCGUUCCGCCCGUCCAUGCCGAGCCUCGUGAAAUACAAAAGCGAGUUGAGGAAAGACUUCUUCGGUGAGCUGCCCGGCGUUGUCGGAGUGCACGGUGAACCUUGGCGUGAGUUCCGUUCGCGAGUCCAAAAACCGGUCCUUCAGCUCUCGACAGUCCGGCGAUACGUUGCUCCGUUGGAGCAGGUAACCGAAGAGUUCAUCGAUCGGUGCCAGCAGCUGCUGGAUGAUCGCCAGGAACUUCCAGACGAUUUCGACAACGAAAUCCACAAGUGGUCCCUCGAAUGCAUCGGACUGGUUGCGCUUGACGCACGACUCGGUUGCCUUGAACCGAACCUGGACCCCAAAUCGGAACCGCAGCAGAUCAUCAACGCGGCCAAGUACGCGCUCCGGAAUGUGGCCACGCUAGAGCUGAAGGCACCGUACUGGCGUUACUUCCCAACGCCCGUCUGGUACAAGUACGUCAACAACAUGGACUACUUCGUAAAAAUUUGCAUGAAGUACAUUAAAAAUGCCACCCAGCGGAUGCAACUGAACGAAGGACGUGCUCUGGAUGGUGAACCAUCGCUGUUGGAGCGUGUCAUCAAGAGCGAAAACAAUGAGAAACUAGCCGUCGUCAUGGCGCUGGAUAUGAUCCUAGUUGGCAUCGAUACGAUUUCCAUGGCCGUGUGUUCGAUCCUGUACCAGCUUGCGACACGACCCGCCGAGCAAGAGAAGCUGUACGAGGAGCUGAAGCGGCUAAUACCGGAUCCGAAAACCCCACUCACGACCCAGCUGCUUGACCAGGCGCACUACCUGAAGGCCUUCAUUAAGGAAGUGCUGCGGGUGUACAGCACCGUCAUCGGCAACGGCCGCACGCUGCAGGAGGACACUGUCAUCUGUGGCUACCGCAUUCCGAAAGGGGUGCAAUGCGUAUUCCCGAAUCUAGUCCUCGGCACGAUGGAAGAGUACGUGUCCGAUUCCCAGCAGUUCAAGCCGGAACGCUGGCUGAAGCCGGCCCAGGGUGGUUCCGGUGAUCGGCUGCAUCCGUUCGCGUCACUUCCGUAUGGCUACGGGGCGCGUAUGUGUCUCGGACGACGCUUUGCCGAUUUGGAGAUGCAAAUACUGCUGGCAAAGCUGCUGCGUUCGUUCAAGCUCGAGUACCACCACAAACCGCUCAACUACGAAGUAACGUUCAUGUACGCGCCCGAGGGUGCCCUGAAGUUCAAAAUGACGCCACGAGAGCAUUAGGGGAUAGGUCG